AUGGCCCAAUCUCAGUUCGAAGUGAGAGUCAUUCCAACAAAAGAGGAGUAUGCUCGCCUUGUCGACGUACUAUGGGCUGCGAAUUUUAACCCUUAUAAUCCCAUUUUCACUGCUGUCCAUCCGGUCAGUGGCCACACCGCCGAAGAUCGCGCCAGAGAUAAAGCGCUCGACACCAACAUCCGCUGGAAUGCCAGCGAACAGAACCCCUUCUCGCACCUGAUAUACGCGAUUGAUAAAGAAACAGGCGAAGUCGCAGGAGGCUGUGAAUGGCUCAUUUUCCACGAAAACCCAUUUCCAAAUGGGCCGCAGCCUAUUAAGUGCACCUGGUAUCCCGAGGGGACAGAGCGCGCCGAGUACGCGGAACGUAUGCUCUCCCAGGCAUUUUUUCCACGACAGUCUUGGUUGCAACGUCCACAUGCCGGUGUCAAUGCCAUGGGCGUACACCCGAAGUAUCGACGACGUGGAGUUGGGCGACUUCUCAUGGAGUGGGGCCACGCGAUCCUCGAUCCACUGGGCUACGAAAGUUUUAUUGAAGGCAGUCCGAUAGGGCGCUGGUUAUAUGAGGAAUAUGCGUAUCGCCGAGUGAUGGGUUUAUAUGUUGAUUUUGAAAAGUCAAAGCCGAGUGAUGAGUGGUUGCGUGACAAGAGAUUUCGUACGUGGGAAGAAAGGUGGGCCGACGCACGGAGUAAUCCAAGUGGAGUUGUGGCGUUGACCAUCGAGUGGAGCGGUGGGGUUGGUGGAUUUGAGGAAUGA
This is a messenger RNA of Penicillium hordei, 753 nucleotides long. RefSeq lists its product as uncharacterized. The coding region runs from base 1 to 753 and encodes 250 amino acids. The record is from RefSeq and is a predicted model, not a curated record. Lineage: Eukaryota; Fungi; Ascomycota; Eurotiomycetes; Eurotiales; Aspergillaceae. The transcript is spliced from 3 exons. Gene Ontology annotation, molecular function: acyltransferase activity, transferring groups other than amino-acyl groups.